ACCUUCCGUGUGACAUCCUCUGUUCGAUCCACCAAUCAACGCCGAUCCGGAACACUCCCAAAUCCAAGUCACACGCGCCGGCGCGCUCCAUGCCGUUAACCCUCUCCACCCGCGAAUGCAUCGUACCCGCGCACAAGAGACACUUCCACCCACCUAACCACCUCGGCCAACCUUAUCCUUCUCCGCUCUCCCAGCGCGUGAACCACGUUCCACAGGGAUCCUCCAUGGUCUGUCUUCCUUGGAAAGCUGCCCCCAAUCCCCAUACUGCGUUCACACGCCGCAACUCCCUCCCUCACAUAUAAAUCCCACGGUUCUUGUUCCUACCCACCGUUCAUCCUCGGUCUUCGCCUCCGGCCUCCAUUGCUUCCUCUUUUCCCAUCGGGACCUCCCAUUGUCUCCUUUCUUCUACCGGCCCCGGUCAUCUAUCGAUUGACCGAUACAACUACUUUCCGUAUAUGAACAGUUGCCCGGCCGCCGACACCAUCCAGCCCGUCCUCGACGACUUGUCGUUCUACGUCUCCUUCUUCCAGGACUCUUCCGCCACCGCAUCCCCUUCGCCCCCCCCGUCGUCCUCCGACAUGCCCAAGGGCCGCCGGAGACGCGAUACCGGCGCAGCCACCGCUGGAAACGAGAGGAGGAGGAAACGGAGGAAGAUCGCCAAUCUGCUGACCUCCAUUGCGUCGAUCGACGUGCAGCAUGAGUCCCAGCGGCGCGAGUCUGACGACGACUGGGAGCUCUCACUCGAGGAGAACCACCACCAAAAGGCCGAGGCUGUACUCGAUCAUUACUGCCGCCUCGAGGAAAGCCUCUCCGCCCUCGAAAACGACGCUGGCACCCUUCGCUCCAAACGCAUCCGCCUCACCGCCUCUGCUUCGGCGGCCUCCGCUUCAGCCGAGGGCGAGGGCGAGGCCGACGCCGCCAGAGGCAUAGGCGGCCACCAGCAACGGAGACUCUGGGUGAAGGAUCGGUCGCAAGCGUGGUGGGACCGAUGCAACCAUCCCGACUUCCCCGAGGCCGAGUUCCGGCUGGCGUUCCGGAUGGGCCGUGCCACGUUUGACAUGAUCUGCGAAAAGCUCGGGUCGGCAGUGGCGAAGGAGGACACGACGCUCCGCGCCGCUAUCCCCGUCCGGCAGCGGGUGGCUGUGUGCAUCUGGCGGUUGGCCACCGGCGAACCUCUCCGCCUCGUCUCGAAACGGUUCGGGCUCGGCAUUUCCACCUGCCACAAGCUUGUCCUCGAGGUCUGCAACGCGAUCAAGACUUUACUCAUGCCAAGGUUCCUCCAGUGGCCCGACGACGACGACGCUACCCAAGCAAAAUCCCGCUUCGAGGCACCAUCCGGGAUCCCCAAUGUCAUCGGAUCCAUGUACACCACUCAUAUCCCCAUCAUCGCGCCCAAGGUCAGUGUCGCCUCCUACUUCAACCGCCGGCACACGGAGCGCAAUCAGAAAACUUCUUAUUCCAUCACCGUCCAGGGGGUGGUCGACCCUGACGGGGUGUUCACGGACGUUUGCAUUGGGUGGCCCGGUUCGAUGCAUGACGACCAGGUGCUUGAGGAAUCGGCUCUUUACAGGAGGGCAGCUACCGGGAUACUCAAGAACACUUGGAUUGUCGGGAGCUCGGGUUAUCCUCUGAUGGACUGGAUGCUGGUGCCGUACACCCACCAAAAUUUGACUUGGACUCAGCAUGCCUUCAACGAGAAGAUCGGGGAGGUGCAGCGUAUUGCCCGAGAGGCAUUCACGAGGUUGAAGGGGCGGUGGACUUGUUUACAGAAACGAACAGAAGUGAAACUACUGGAUUUGCCCGUGGUUAUUGGUGCUUGCUGCGUGCUGCACAACAUCUGUGAGCGACGGAAGGAGGAGAUGGAGUCGGGUCUCGAGUACGAACUGGUGGACGAUGAAAUGGUGCCCGAGAACAGCAUACGGUCGGUGAGUGCGUCGCAAUCCAGGGACAACAUUGCCCAUAACUUGUUACACCAUGGCCUUGCCGGCACGGCUUUCUUUUAAUCUCCUUACAGAAUUAAAUUUCUUUUGUUUGUCAUCAUUUGUCGAACAAUGCAGAAUAAAUUGAUUGGGUCUGCUCGCUGGUAGGACUGUAAGGCAAAGUUGGUUGUCCUCAGUGGCUGUAAGCUUUAGCUACUUGAUUAGGUUUGAACAGUCUGUUUGGAGAGGUAGCAAAAAGUGACCUGUUUUUGGGUUUUUAUUGUCUUUUCGGUCAUUUACGUUCAAGCUGAUAAAUAUACUUUGUUAUUACGCAUCAAUGCUUAACAAGUUCUUCAUUAA
Musa acuminata AAA Group (dessert banana) is the source of this 2279-nucleotide messenger RNA. RefSeq names its product protein ALP1-like. Lineage: Eukaryota; Viridiplantae; Streptophyta; Magnoliopsida; Zingiberales; Musaceae. The coding region runs from base 456 to 2003 and encodes 515 amino acids. The transcript has a single exon. The record is from RefSeq and is a predicted model, not a curated record.